Molecule: messenger RNA, 243 nt
Organism: Neurospora tetrasperma FGSC 2508
Lineage: Eukaryota; Fungi; Ascomycota; Sordariomycetes; Sordariales; Sordariaceae
Exons: 3
Coding region: 1-243 (80 amino acids)
Source: RefSeq, a predicted model, not a curated record
AUGCGCGUACCACUGGUCAGCAGCGACGAAACCGGCAAAGAGGGCGAGGAGGGUAGCCAUUUGCUCUUGCUUGCGGCACGGUUCGGAAAGGGAGCAGGUGUCGCGGGUACAUGUCGGAUGCUGCAAGACGAGUGUCAGAGUUUGGUUGCUAGGAGUGGAAGCAACGUCUUACUUGCUGAGAUUUCCUCUUGUCGUGGGCGCUCGUGCACAAUGAACAGCAGGAUGGUGGCAGCUAGCGUGUAG